Paramecium pentaurelia is the source of this 1005-nucleotide messenger RNA. NCBI's taxonomy places the organism in Eukaryota, Ciliophora, Oligohymenophorea, Peniculida, Parameciidae. The record is from the annotation of a GenBank genome assembly.
AUGAUUACUGUUCCCCAAGGAGAAAGAUUAGAAUGUUAUAAAAUUGAUGGCCAAUAUAUAGGGACACUCACACUUAAUAAUACUAAACCUAACAAGUAAUAAAAUAUAUUAAAAUUUAAGCUGUUGUGGUUUCAAAAUCAGAACUAACAAUACUUAAGAUAUAUAAGUAAUGCCACAUAUUGGAUCAUUUACAGGAUAAUACUUUAAAAUUAUCGUUAAAUGUUAAAAAUUCUAAUGUAUUUAUACCUUAUUACAAUCUUAGCCAAUUCAAAAUUACAAAUUCUGACUGUGGAUUUAUCUGAUUAAAAUUUCAAUAAAACAGAUGUUAAAUCUUUAGCCUCUUAUUUUGAUUCUUAUUCCAAUAACUCAUUUGUUCAAAAAAUGAAAAUAGAAAUAAUUACUAUCGAUUAAAAUUAAAUAACUAAAUAAUCUAAUACUGUUAAUUAAUCAAUCUCAUUAAAUAAGAACAUAGAAGAAAGUAUAAAUAAUUAAUAAGAUUUUACUUAUGAAUAAAAUGCUUUGUUAAAAAAGAGUGAAUAAAUAAAACAAUAACCUAUUAGAAAUUCAUAUACAAAUUCUGAUCCACAAUAAAGUGUUAGCAGAGUAUCUGCUUCUGAAUAAAGAUUUCUUACAUCAACUACGUUUUAAUAAGUUAAAUAAACUUCAUCUAAACAAUCAUCCAAUUCAUAAAAUAAUUUUCAACUUGAUUAUCCUCCCCCAAAACCCUAAUCAUAUCCAUAUUAACCUUAACAACCAAAAGUUCAUAAUUACUAAGAAAAAGAUUUUGAAGAGGACCAUUAAAUCUAAAAAUUAAAUCUUAAAAUACAUUAAUUAUAAAUAGAAUACAAUAAAGAAUCUGAAGAAUUAUAAAAUAUUGAAAAACAAAAAACAUUAUUAUUAUCAUAAGAAUCUGAUUAAAAUUAAGGUUAAAUCUAUGUAGGUGUAUAACACAUAUUUUUUUCAGCUUUAAUUUGUUUUUUAAUUGGUUAUGUAGCAACAAAUUGA